Molecule: messenger RNA, 1736 nt
Organism: Babesia bovis T2Bo
Lineage: Eukaryota; Apicomplexa; Aconoidasida; Piroplasmida; Babesiidae
Product: ribosome biogenesis GTP-binding protein YsxC family protein
Exons: 10
Coding region: 14-1735 (573 amino acids)
Molecular function (GO): GTP binding
Source: RefSeq, a predicted model, not a curated record
AACACAAUGCAGAAUGCUAUAUAGAAGUAGGAUAUUAAGGACUUGGCAACAACAACACUCCAAAGAAAGCGCUUCAGUGCCGUUGUCAACCAACACACUAAAAGACGUGAUUCUCAAAGGAAUUGGGAAGCCAACGUCAAGCGAUGAGAUCAGGUAUUUCAAGCGUAAUAAUAAACUUAAACCCGUUGCCCCUUGCUUUGGUGGAGAAAUCAGACCGAAAUUGAAAUUAAUAGCUACUGCUAUAGGUCACAAUGAUCUUCCUCCGGCUGCACUGCCAGAGGUCGCCUUUUACGGACGUACCAAUGCUGGUAAAUCAUGUUUAAUCAAUGCCAUAUGUGGAAGAUAUGGUGUUUGUCCGGUACAUGAGUUGCCUGGUACUACAAGGAAACUUCAUUUUUAUAAAGUCGGUACACCAUCAACUGUUAUAUUCGUUGACAUGCCUGGAUAUGGGUAUUCCACGGCAAAAGAUGACUUAAGUAUGCAGUGGAAUGAAUUUUCGUUAUCGUAUUUAAAACAUAGAAAUACAUUGAAGCUACUUGUUGUUCUUGUUGAUUGCCGCAUUGGACUUAAGCAAUCUGACCUUGAAGUAAUUAAUUUUUGCGAUAAAUAUAAAGUAAAAUGGCAAGUGGUGUUAGCGAAAGCAGAUAUGGUUAAGCCAGUUUUGGUGGCUAAAAUGUUGCACAAAGUACGUCUAGAACUUGCCAUUUUUAGAUCUUCAAAUGGUAAACCUAUUGCAAUAAGCUCUACAAAAAACCAAAAUCUAGAGGAAAUUAGGGGGAUAUUGGAGCACUUCAACGUAGACAAACCCACAGCUCACUUGUUAUUACAAAAUAGGAAAAGGGAUAAUAUCUCUAAUAAAAACCUGCUUAAUGAUACAAUAAAAGGCGGCAUAACCAAAUCCAACUAUAAUGAGUCUAGCAAUCCGCCAACUCUGAUAUUAUCUAAGACGGAUGAAAGUGAGAUUUGUGAGAAAGGGUAUGACCUGUGGAAAUAUAUAACAGUGUCAAAAGACUCGUAUGAUAGGAACACAGUAGCACUGAAAUGUUUAGCCGACAUAUAUUCAAGAUUCACUCCACUACCUGAUUUUAUCGAUAAAACCCGAAUCGCUGCGCUACCUACGGUUACGUACACUGAAAACGCUAUUGACCGAGUGAGGCAUGAAGUACAAUCUUUUACGGAAUCUGAAGGGAAUCUAGCAUGUGAUGUUCACAUAACGCUGGCCGACACGCUGAUAAGUUGCGAAGAGACUAAGCCACUUGAAGAAAAACUCAUUAAUGAUAAGAUCGUAAGCUACCAAAGGCAUCUUAUGAAAACGCUUAAACCCAUAACAAAGAUUACGAAACCGGAUGUAGGAAGGAGUUACAAACGAGUUCUAUCACUAUUUAAAUCAUCCCUUUCAUCACAAAAAAUAAAGUGGAAUGCCACUGAUCGUGAUAAGCUCACGUGGUCAGCGGCGUACCAAAAGUGGGAACGAUGGAGCAAGAGGCACCCACAACUCUCCAGAUCUAUGGAUCCUCCCACUAAACUGUCGGUCACAGAAGAAGGCAGACACUCAUCAGAAGCCAGCAGCUUAAGGUGUAUAACAGGCGUGAAGCAUUGCGUAAAGGUAGACCAAAGAUUAAAAAUCGAAAGUCUCUAUAAAUCGUGUGUAAAUGACAAUGUGGAUUUAAUUUAUCGCAAACCGUUUGAAAGUUUUAAACACGCUCUAUCACAUGAAUGGCCGAUUAGCAUGUAAU